AUGUAUUACUUAUGGUAUCUCUAUCAGCAGCAGCAGCAGCAGACGCAGCAGCAGCAGCAGCAGCAGCAGCAGCAAGGCAUUCACAUAAAUGUACGCUUGCUGAAGCGGGCUUUGACGGAGGUGUUUGCGUACUAUUCCAAAGCCCCUUUAGCAGCAGUUAAAGCUCGACUUAAUUCUUUAGAAGAUUUGCCAAUGGGACUAACUGUUGUAGCAUUUAAAAGGUUUUGCUUCGACUUGAAGCUGCAGCAGCAGCUGCUCAGCGACGAGGCCCAG
Eimeria tenella is the source of this 273-nucleotide messenger RNA. RefSeq lists its product as uncharacterized. The annotation marks the transcript as partial. The transcript is spliced from 2 exons. The record is from RefSeq and is a predicted model, not a curated record. Lineage: Eukaryota; Apicomplexa; Conoidasida; Eucoccidiorida; Eimeriidae.